Molecule: messenger RNA, 3303 nt
Organism: Lepus europaeus (European hare)
Lineage: Eukaryota; Metazoa; Chordata; Mammalia; Lagomorpha; Leporidae
Gene: MIDN
Product: midnolin
Exons: 9
Coding region: 467-1963 (498 amino acids)
Cellular component (GO): nucleus
Molecular function (GO): protein binding
Source: RefSeq, a predicted model, not a curated record
CCGCGCGCAGCUUCCCGUACGCGAAGCCCCCAGGACCGCGGGGACCCAGGACCCUCCGGGCCGGAUCCUCCGAGCGGCGGCGGCGGCGACGGCGGCGGCUGUUGCUAAGGGAGGGGACGCGCGACCCGAGCGGCGGACGGCACGGAACGCGGCUGGCCGAGUGGGCCCCCUCCUCCGAGACCCUCCCCCGCGCCGCGCCCGGGUCAGCGCGCUUCCCCCGGUAGAGAAGCCGCGAGCACAGCCCCCACCCCGGAAGGUGCACCCAGGAGCCGCCGCGACCCCCGAGCGCCAGUCGGAUUUUUUUUUUUUUGGCUCUCCUUACGCCGCCGGGACGUCCUCAGGGGAGACCCGCGCCGCCCCCAGCACCCGGAGCAUCGCGGCUCGGCGGAUUCCCGGACCCGACGCCGGCGGCGCGGCGAGGAUUGGCGGCGCCCCGCGGAGCCCAGCCCCCCAGCGCGCGCCGGGGAUGGAGCCUCAGCCCGGCGGCGCCCGGAGCUGCCGGCGAGGGGCCCCCGGCGGUGCCUGUGAGCUGGGCCCGGCGGCCGAGGCGGCGCCCAUGAGCCUGGCCAUCCACAGCACGACGGGCACCCGCUACGACCUGUCGGUUCCGCCCGACGAGACGGUGGAGGGGCUGCGCAAGCGGCUGUCCCAGCGCCUCAAAGUGCCCAAGGAGCGCCUGGCGCUGCUGCACCGGGACACCCGGCUCAGUUCGGGGAAGCUGCGGGAGUUCGGCGUGGGGGAUGGCAGUAAGCUGACGCUGGUGCCCACCGUGGAAGCGGGUCUCAUGUCCCAGGCCUCCAGGCCCGAGCAGUCUGUUGUACAAGCCUUGGAGAGUCUGACGGAGACCCAGCCCCCAGCAGCGCCUGGGCCGGGCCGGGCUGGCGGAGGUUUCCGGAAAUACAGAUUCAUUUUAUUUAAGCAUCCGUGGCACCGACAGGGACCCCAGAGCCCAGAGAGGGGCGGCGAGAGGCCCCAGGUCAGCGACUUCCUGUCGGGCCGCUCGCCGUUGACCCUGGCGCUGAGAGUGGGCGACCACAUGAUGUUUGUCCAGCUGCAGUUGGCCGCCCAGCACACGCCACUGCAGCACCGCCAUGUGUUGGCCGCUGCAGCUGCUGCCGCCCGAGGAGACCCUAGCAUCGCGACCCCCGUGGCUUCUCCCUGCCGGCCCGUGUCCGGCGCCGCCCGAGUCCCCCCAGUGCCCGCCAGCCCUUCCCCCACGCCUGUCACAGCUGGCUCCUUCCGAUCCCACGCAGCCUCCGCCACCUGCCCUGAGCAGGUGGACUGCUCCCCCGCCGCCAACAGCAGCGCCAGCCCUGGUGCCAGCACGUCGUCCACCCCGGGGGGCAGCUCUGCCGCCCGUGCCCGCACCCCCGGAGCCGUCAUCGAGAGCUUCGUGAACCACGCCCCGGGGGUCUUCUCAGGGACCUUCUCUGGCACACUGCACCCGAACUGCCAGGACAGCAGCGGGCGGCCGCGGCGGGACAUCGGCACCAUCCUGCAGAUCCUCAAUGACCUGCUGAGCGCCACGCGGCAGUACCAGGGCAUGCCGCCGUCCCUGAGCCAGCUGCGCUGCCACGCCCAGUGCGCACCCACCUCGCCCAGCCCCGACCUCGCCCCCAAGACUACCUCGGUGCCCCCAGCCUCCCUACUGCAGGGCCAGAGCCAGAUCCGCAUGUGCAAGCCCCCCGGGGACCGGCUGCGGCAGACGGAGAACCGCGCCACGCGCUGCAAGGUGGAGCGCCUGCAGGUGCUGUUGCAGCAGCGGCGCAUGCGCAGGAAGGCCCGGCGGGACGCCCGCGGCCCCUACCACUGGCCGCCCAGCCGCAAGGCCAGCAGCGGCGGCGGGGGCGGUGGCGGCGGCGGCAGCCCCGGCGAGGCCGCCGGCCUGGGCCUGGACUUCGAGGACUCCGUGUGGAAGCCGGAAGUCAACCCUGACAUCAAGUCCGAGUUCGUGGUGGCCUAGGGCCGGCACCCCCUCCCCAGGAGCAGCCUCUCUCUGUCCAGUCCUCACCGUCCCCGUGGCCUUGGCCUCCUGCCCCCUGCGCUCCCACAGUGCCCGCCCCUUCCUCCCUCGCCCAGCGGGUCCCUCCCCGCCCCCCCUCCCCAGCUCCAAAUAUGUAGCAGUCUUUCCAGAUGGCUGAGAUGAGGAAGCCGCCCCCACCCCCUUCCGCUCUGCCUUCCUCCCCCCACGCCCUCCGCCUCCCCCCACCCUAUUCAGGUUUUAAGUCAAAAAUGUAGAUGCCUCAUUAUGCACUUUACAGAGAGGGGGGGGACCCUUCCCGCCCCCACCGCGGACUUCCGGCCUCCACCCACCCACCUGUCGACCCAGGAGCCAACCAGGGGAACUGUGUUCUGCCACAUUUUUUUUUUUUUUCUCUCUUCGGUUUCUUUUUCCAUUUUCCCUUUUUCUUUAGAAAAACGAAGCUGUUUCAGGGGGCUGCCUUGGGUUGGGCCAGGGUCAGGGACCCUUCCCUGCCGGGAACAGACCUCGGCCCGCCCCUGCCGGCCUCCAGGGCUGCGGGGGUCCCUGGUGCCCACCCGCUGCCUCCACCUGUGUCCCCGGCCUGGCUGAGCUUGGGUAUUUAUAGACUAUUAGCUUUCUGACUGAGCCAAUGGAGGUUGGGAAUCUGGCAAACGUGGGAGAGAAAUGGCUGGGGGGGGUUGGAGGAGCCCCCCCCCCGCCCCCUCCCGGCCCAGCCUGAGGGAUGUGGGACUGUGGUCUGGGGGCCUCCCUGGAGCGGAUGGGAGCUGUGAAAGCCCUGGCGACACUGUAGCAUUAGCCCCCUGAGGGGGGGGUCCGCUGCUGGUCUGACUUGGACCCUCCCCAUUCCGGUGCCCAUGCCCUGGGGGGAGGGGUCGUUGGCCCCUGGGGCAGAGGGAUAGACCCCCCCAUUGGGGCUGCUUCCAUGGGGGUGGGUUUCUCUGUGGGUUUUUUUUUCCCAUUCACUUUUAUUUGUUAAUGAUGAUGGGAUGUUCGGGUCCUGCCCACCCCCUGUCCUCCAGGCCCCUUUGUAGGUGACCCUAGCCCUCACCCCCCACCGCGUGUCUCCAUGGUUUCUGAGGAUGUGAACUUAAUGUGUUAACUGUAGCUCUGUAAACUCGUGGGGGGGGUGGGUGGGCAGGGAGGGUCGCAGACAGUGCAGAUGGAGGGGUUGGUUUGUUUUGUUUUGUUUUUGUGUUUUUUUUCCAAAAAAAAAAAAAAGGAAGAAAAAAAAGCAGGGGCGGGUUUGUUUUUUGAAGAACUGUCUUGGAUACCUAUUUAAACGUGUGUUGUGUUGUUUUAUAACGAUUUGUAAAUCUGCU